UCGUCGUCUGUUCCCCACCCCUGGCCCGGCGGAUACCUCCACGUCCCCACGCCUGCGUUGCAGUUCCCCUGCGCUUCCUUCCGACGGAGAAACUGAAAACCAUUCCGAUCAUCUCUCCGUGAAAUCUCUCUCGCCAAUCUCUCGCCGUUCCGGUAAGCUUCGUUGCUUUUCUCCUUCUACCAUUCGCUUUCGUAGCGUAAGUACGAUGGAGGCUCGCUUGCCGUCUUGUGCUGGCCUGCAGAAGUGUCUGAUUCUAAUAGGUAGACCGGCAGCUGAGCAUUUCUGUUCUCUAAUUUCAUCUCGUAAUCCUGUGUGUGUUUGUAAGAAUUGAUGAUUCGAGAGUCGAGACUAUCUCGCGAACUUUCCUUGCUUCCAGUUUCAUGCCGAUUUUUCGAAUUAAAGACCGGCCGGAAAACUAACGCUCCGGCUAGAUCUCUUUCCGGAUCACAGGACCCGGUGCGCAAAAGCAAACUUGCAGUGAUAGUAUUUCUUGUGGCUGAAGUCUUCCGGAGGACUUUCACCUCCCAAAUUCUUGUUUUUUUUCUACAAUUAAUGCUUUCCUCUUUACCUAAUUCAUCGUUUUAUGAUUAUCAGCUUGAAUUAACUGUUUUUGUGAUAACGUUGUAACUUGUAAGGGAAUAGAUCUUGGUGCUUUCAAAUAAUCACUAUCCUAACUUCGAAACCAAGCUUCCCCAUAUUUAUAGUGAUAGGAUCGCUAUUUCCUAGUGUGUUCUUACCCACAAUUGUACGGUCUUGUAUGUAUGAUUUAAUGGUAACUCUAUAUCUGCUACAAGUUUCUGAGUUUUUGUAGCAAAUUGACCACUUUGUUUACUGUGCUUGGCUCUUUGUGUUUUGGCAGCAGGGCUUAUUUGUGUAUAUGGAAAUGGUAUGCUUGUAGAGUUUUCCGUCCUGAUUCUUUGUUUACAUGAUUGUAUUUUGUUAUUAUCUCAAAUAGGGAAUGGAAAAGUCGAUCAGACUGCACAAGCCUUCAGCGUCUUUCGAGUACGAGCUCUUUGAUGGAGAUCCUGACCACCUGAGAACAGUUGUGGCUACACCUACACAGACUGUGCCAUGGAUCAAUCCUUUUGAGUUGAAGUUCAAGCACAGGAUUGGCCGAGGAACAUUUGGUGAUGUAUGGUUAGCAACACACCAUCAGUCUUCCGAUGACUUUGACGAGCACCAUGAAGUAGCUGUCAAGGUGCUACACCCUCUAAAGGAUGACCUAGGGCAGAAAUUUGUGGAGAAUGUUGAAGGCCUGUUCAUGAGAAUGAGAGAACUCCAAUGCGUUUGUUGGUUGCAUGGUAUCUCAAAGAUAAAUGGCCAGAUUUGCAUUGCAAUGAAAAUCUAUGAGGAAUCACUUGCUGACCAGAUUGCUAGAUCAAAGGGAGGCAAGCUCAAACUACCAGAUGUCUUGAGAUAUGGCAUUGACUUGGCAAGAGGAGUCCUACAGUUACACUCGCUUGGUUUGUUGCUACUGAAUGUCAAACCUUCCAACUGCCUUCUCGAUGAGCACGACCAUUUAGUGAUUGGGGAUUUCGGCAUCCCUUACCUUCUUCUAGGUAUACCUUUGUUGAAUUCAGAUGUAGCCUUGAGGCUUGGAACUCCAAGUUACAUGGCCCCUGAACAAUGGGAACCAGAAGCAAGAGGUCCGUUGUGUCUGGAGACUGAUUCUUGGGGUUUCGGAUGUAGCAUAUUGGAGAUGUUGACUGGGAUUCAUCCUUGGUCUGGAAAAUCACUGAAGGAGAUUUAUAAAGCUGUUGUGUUCAAGCAAGAGAGGCCAUCUAUACCUAGCGGUUUGCCUCCUGCCGUGGAACAUGUUAUUUCCGGCUGUUUUGAGUAUGAUCCACGAAACCGACCCUUAAUGGAUGACAUCCUGGUUGCAUUUGAGAGCUCGCAGGUUUCUGUUCAAGCCGAUGAAGGAUGGAUUAGUCCACAGCGGGGCAGUAAAUCAUUCCAAGAAAAGUCACCUGUCGUCGGCUAUACAACCUGGUACCUCUCGAAAGAUUAUCUCCAAGUAGACGACACCGUCCGUUCAAGAAAACCCCUGAACGCACAAAAGCCGCAGACCUUACCUCUGCAGAAAGGAACAGUCGUCGGAACAGACUCUGAAAGAUCUGGACUCGUUCUGGUGAAGAUCUCCGGAGUUCACAACCCUGUGAAGAUACAGGAGUCCACCCUCGUGAGGGUUGCAUAUGGUCUUUCAGCUGGUGACUGGGUUCGUCUGAAGGCAGACAACAACUGCAGCAACCACUCUCGUGUCGGCAUUCUCCAUUCCAUCAAACGGAAUGGACGUGCAGCUGUUGGAUUUGCCGGACGUGAAAUCCUCUGGAUGGGAGACGUCUCCAAGCUUGAAGUAACUCAACCUUACUAUCUAGGCCAAUUCGUACGCCUGAAAGCUGACAUUUCUUCUCCUCGAUUCAGUUGGCCUCGCAAGGGAAGAUCUGUCUGGGCUACUGGCCGAGUCUCACGCGUGCUUCCAAACGGAUGUCUCGUAGUAAGCUUCCCAGGACGGUUUGUGUUUGGUGGUGACGAUUCAGAAUCCUACUUGGCGGAUCCAGAUCAGGUUGAGCUCGUUACCUUCGACACGUGUCCUGGGAUUGUGGAGAAAUACAGGCACGUGGAGGAUUUUCACUGGGUGGUUAGACCGUUGGCUGUUGCACUGGGCGCAUUCACUGCAAUGAAGCUCGGUAUGGCCGUUGGACGAGCUGUGAGCUGCAAACUUGGGAAGGGGUCGAAGUCAGAUGAGAACAAAGCUGGUGGAAACACGGCUUGGCUCCCUCAUCCUGUUGCCAACAUAAUAAAAGAGAUGCAUUCUUGACCAAACAGGUUCGCCUCCUGUUUCCUGAAUGCAGGUAGUUGGCAGAGCCGUAAAUAAAGCUUCCAAAAUGUACAUAUUGUCCUCGUCUGUGUAAUUCCUUCUCUGUAGGAAUUGUUCCCUUC
This is a messenger RNA of Linum trigynum, 2940 nucleotides long. The record is from the annotation of a GenBank genome assembly. NCBI's taxonomy places the organism in Eukaryota, Viridiplantae, Streptophyta, Magnoliopsida, Malpighiales, Linaceae.